Messenger RNA from Rotaria sp. Silwood1, 756 nucleotides. The record is from the annotation of a GenBank genome assembly. NCBI's taxonomy places the organism in Eukaryota, Metazoa, Rotifera, Eurotatoria, Philodinida, Philodinidae.
AUGGCUUCUUCAGUAAUAGUUCCUUCUGUUUCUCUUCCUACUUCUUCCACAGCGAAUCACGUGAUCAUCUGGUUAGACCAACAUAUUGGUUUAAUAAAAUCGAACAAUCAAUUGAAAAGUGCCGUCGGAGGACAAACCGAUCCACAUAAUGUUACUCCUACGUCACCAAAUGAACGUGAUAUUGGUAAUUUAAUUCGAUUUCAAGAACUGUUGGAUACGAACUUCUUUGGUAUUCCAGAAAACUUAAAAGCAUUUUAUGAAAUUGAUUCAUGUUUAGAAUGUAUUGGAGAGAAUUUAGCGAAUAGAAAACAAAUAUUUUUCGUCACUUCUGGUACGAUGGGAGAAAAGAUUCUUCCAAAAAUCGCCGAAUUAUAUCCGUCAUUAAAACAAAUUUAUCUCUUCUGUGGUUACUAUCGUGCACAUGUUGGCUGGGCUUAUGAUUAUUUAGAUCAAGGAUUCGAUAUUAUUAUGAUCGAUUUUCAUACGGAUCUUGUUAUGCGUCUAUCAAGAGAUGUUGCCGAAUACUUCAUAUCGGAAGGCAAUGGCCUAAUGCAGGGUAAUUCGCCUGUCGCUGAUUCAGCAGUGGUUUACUUUCGCUGGGCAAAAUUACUUUUAGAUCGAGCAAAUAAUAUUGCUAUGGUAAAAGUAUUUGAUCGUCUUCGGUAUGCAGAAAAUCGGAUGGAAGUAGCUGAAGAAUUAAUCUCGCAACUCAGUGGCGAUGACAACGACAAAGUAUCUCAUGAACAAUUUCCUUAA